GGGGAAGCGGGGAAGGCCGGCUCCGGAAAGAAGGGCGGCGCCGGCGCCGGGAGGGCGGAGCCGUGAGGAAGAUGGCGGACGACAAGGACUCUCUGCCAAAGCUGAAAGAUCUUGCUUUUUUGAAGGAUCAAUUGGAAAGCUUGAAACGAAGAGUUGAAAAUGAGGUACAGGCUGGAGUAGGACAGGAAGGCUCUUUGCUGGCAUCCCCAUUUCUCAAAGGGUUUCUUGCUGGCUAUGUUGUAGCCAAACUCAGAUCGUCAGCAGUCCUUGGAUUUUUAGUGGGGACUUGUACUGGUGUGUAUGCUGCUCAAACCUAUGCAGUUCCUAAUGUGGAAAAGACAGUCAAAGACUAUUUCAAUUCAUUCAGGAAAGGACCAGAUUAGACUAUAGUAUCUCAUGUAGCAAUACACUCCAAAAA
Messenger RNA from Zootoca vivipara (common lizard), 418 nucleotides. It is a transcript of the gene SURMIR, whose product is annotated as SLC35A4 upstream open reading frame protein. The record is from RefSeq and is a predicted model, not a curated record. Lineage: Eukaryota; Metazoa; Chordata; Lepidosauria; Squamata; Lacertidae.